UUUUCCUCAACAUAAAAUACACAGAAAUCAAGAGCAUAUGGCCAGGUUCUUAUGGAACGACGUCGUACUGGUCCAACUCCUAGUCGUCGUCUUGUUCGCGGCGAAUGCCUUGGAGGCCGCGGAGCUGAACGUGAUCGACAAAUGCUGGAGACCGAACCCCGAGUGGCGCAGAAACAGGCAGCAGAUGGCGAGGUGUUCGGUCGGGUUCGCGGGCAAAAUGACGGGAAAUAUCGGAGGAGGGGUCGUUCAGUACAAAGUGACCGACCCGUCCGAUGACCCGUUAAACCCUAAACCCGGAACUCUAAGGUACGGAACGACGGUUGUGAAGGGUAAGAAAUGGAUCACUUUCAAAAGGAACAUGAAGAUUAACCUUCACAAGCCGCUUCUCAUAAGUAGCUUCACCACUCUCGACGGUCGCGGCGUCAGUGUUCACAUCUCUGGCCCGGCUUGCCUCCUCGUCUACAAGGCCACUGAUGUGAUAAUCCACGGACUGAAGAUCCAUGAUUGCAAACCACAGCCACCGAGUUCAGUGAUGGGUCCGGACUCACACGUUAUCCAACUAGGCCAAGUCGACGGGGACGCCAUCCGUCUGGUCACCGCCCGAAAAGUUUGGAUCGACCAUAACACACUCUACGAUUGCCAGGACGGUCUUCUUGACGUCACUCGUGGCACAACUGACGUAACCGUUUCCAACAACUGGUUCAGGAACCAGGACAAGGUCAUGCUUCUUGGCCACGACGAUGGGUACGUUAGAGACAAGGACAUGCGAGUGACCGUUGUGUUCAACCACUUUGGUCCCAAUUGCAACCAAAGAAUGCCCAGGGUGAGACAUGGAUACGCGCAUGUGGCGAACAACUACUACCAAGGAUGGACACAGUACGCCAUUGGAGGAAGCAUGAGUCCUCGCGUCAAGAGCGAGUCAAACUAUUUCGUGGCACCCGAAUCAGGAAACAAGGAGGUGACAUGGAAGAAACAAAGUGAUGGAGAUCAACUGCAAUGGAAAUUCUAUUCGGUAAACGAUUAUUUCGAGAACGGAGCGUCUUUCACGCUCAAGAAAGGAGUUGGCGGAGCCAGACCAAACUACACUCGUGAACAGAGUUUCAGGACAGCAGACGCGAGAGCUGUUAAGGGACUGACUAGUUCUGCUGGAGCCUUACAAUGCACCAGAACUUCCGUCUGUUAGACCAUAUAUCUAUAUAUACACACACAUGCUGUACGUAGAUAAGUUUUUUUUUUUUUUUUUUUGAUAAUCCAGAAGUUCACCGGGC
Tarenaya hassleriana is the source of this 1268-nucleotide messenger RNA. Its product is annotated as probable pectate lyase 4. The record is from RefSeq and is a predicted model, not a curated record. Gene Ontology annotation, molecular function: pectate lyase activity. The transcript has 4 exons. The coding region runs from base 38 to 1183 and encodes 381 amino acids. Lineage: Eukaryota; Viridiplantae; Streptophyta; Magnoliopsida; Brassicales; Cleomaceae.